CCUCUCUAUAUAUAACUUCUAUCAGGCCUCAACUUCCUCACUGCAAAAUCUCAACUCCCAUCUUCACUCUCUCUCUCUCUCUCUCACCAGUAUUUACCCUUUUUCAACCGACGACAAUGGCGGUGAUGGAUUUGGUUGGUCAAAGGCCCCUGGUGAUCUUCAGCAAAAGCAAUUGUUGCAUCUGCUACUCCGUUACGCAACUGUUCUACGGUUUCGGUGCAAAUCCUGUGAUUUACGAGCUUGACCAGCUUCAAAACGGGAAGCAACUGGAGAGGGAGCUGGUGGCAUUGGGGCGGCAGCCGAGUGUACCGGCCGUGUUCAUAGGGGGUAAGUUGGUUGGUGGUUCAAAUGAGAUCAUGAGCCUCCAAGUCAGGGGGGAGCUGAAGAGCGAACUCUUGAGGGCCAGGGCUAUUCAUCUCUGGAAUUAAUGAAAGGAGGGAAGAUAAAUUAAUUCCAAGCUUCAAUCAAUAAAGAAUAAUUCCCAUAUAUAUUAUUAUUGCCAUAUGAGCCUUUUUGUUAUGGGAGAGGUAAUUUGAUGAGUACGCGUGUUCUCUGAUAUAUGUAUUUUUCUUUUCCUUUUCUGCCUUCUAAAUAAUAUCCUACUUAAAGUAA
This is a messenger RNA of Rhododendron vialii, 612 nucleotides long. Its product is annotated as monothiol glutaredoxin-S1-like. The record is from RefSeq and is a predicted model, not a curated record. The coding region runs from base 117 to 428 and encodes 103 amino acids. NCBI's taxonomy places the organism in Eukaryota, Viridiplantae, Streptophyta, Magnoliopsida, Ericales, Ericaceae. The transcript has a single exon.